This is a messenger RNA of Cottoperca gobio, 1974 nucleotides long. It is a transcript of the gene fam181b, whose product is annotated as family with sequence similarity 181 member B. The record is from RefSeq and is a predicted model, not a curated record. The transcript has a single exon. Lineage: Eukaryota; Metazoa; Chordata; Actinopteri; Perciformes; Bovichtidae. Bases 170 to 1129 code for a protein of 319 amino acids.
GAUCUCCUUGCUUUUCUCAGAGCCAGUCACUUCUACUCUGCAAUGUUUACAGGAACUUCAUGAGCAGCAUCAGGCCCAGGUGUUUGGAAAAAAGACAUGCUCUGAAGAAACUUUUGCUUCAGGGAUCACAGCGGAUGCCACAGGUGUAGCCACUGGGCUCGACAGAGGAAUGGCUGUUCAGACUGCAAUCAUGAACCCUCAGUUCAUGAAUUUCUGCUUCCCUGGUUCUGUGAUGGAGUACGACGUGGAGAAAAGUCUGGAUGGGAGUCUCCUCGGUGAGACAGAAAAUGACGAGGACUACAAAGAGACCACUAGGGACUUGCUGAGCUUCAUAGACUCAGCCUCCAGCAAUAUCAAGCUGGCUCUGGACAAGCCAGUGAAAUCUAAGAGGAAAGUCAACCACCGGAAGUAUCUACAGAAGCAGAUCAAAAGGUGCACUGGCAUUAUUACACCGGGAAACCUAGCAGAUGCACCGGUUAAAAGACAAGGUUCCCCCCUGGCUCAGACAAGCCCUUUGCAGAGCAAAACUCUUCUGAAACGUGAUGGGGUCCAGGCAAACUUACAGAGCAAAAGCUUGGCAGCCCUCUUCAGCCCUGUGAAGGAUAUAAGGGGUGAAAAAGCCAAGAAACCACCCCUAAGGCAUCGCAACCUGCCCCCCUCUUUCUUCACUGAGCCUGCCAACUGCUCCAAAGUCAGCUCCACAUCUGGGAUGACGCUGAAGGACUUGGAACGAGGUAAUCCUGAGGCUGCGGAGUUCUUUGAGCUCUUGGGGCCUGAUUAUAGCAACAUGGUGAGCGACCAGGACCUUUAUCAAAGUAUGCCCGUCCGGCUGCCAGAGAUGGGAGGCCCAGAUCCUGCUUCCUACGAUGCUCACCAUUUAGUUGGUGGUCUCCUCUACUCCGAGCCCUGGACUAGCUGCUCAGGAUCCUCUAAGAAACUAGGAGAGAGCCUGCGUACGGGCCCAACCCAGCCUCCCGUCUACUGUCCCUCUGAGGCUGCUUCUGGGUCCAUAGAGGACAACGCACUGUGCACUUUGGCCUUCCCCAACUUCUUCACAGACUGCUCAAUACCUCAGGUCACUUAUGAUUUAAGUGGUGGUUAUAACAGAGCUAAUUAUUCAUCUCUAUGAGAAACUGUUCUUAGAAUGGCUGCUGGUAAAAAGCAGAAGUUUAACACUAGUCUAAGAGAGUUGGAUAUUACUGUAUCAUAUUUGUUCAUCUGUUGUGGGAGUACAUUUGCAACUGGAUUCAAACAUUUUGCGUCGUCUCUCAGCAACAACGUGUGUCACUUUCCCUGAGAGAAACAAGAAACUUCAAAUAUUGUCUUUCAUGAAAUGUCGUCAAAUGUCCAAAGCUUUUUCAAGUAACUGCAUAAUAUGUGCUUUUCAACAUCCCAGUUUCAUUUACUACACUGUUCUGUUAAAUGCUCAAAUGUUUUACAUGUGGAUAUUCUUUUCUUUAUCUCAGGCAAUUUCUAAUGACACACUGAAUGAAAAUGCAUCUGCUUUUGGGUAAGCUUCAGUUUUGUCAGCAGAGUAUUUGAGUCUGUUUUUUGAUAUGUAUCUUAUUAAUCUGGGAAUUUGUAAAUGAAGACAUUUCAUUCUAACAUGUUCAUGUUUUACAAAAAGAAAACAUACAAGCUGCAGAAACAGUCGUUGGUUAAGCCCACUAAACUUCACUUAUUGCUAGAUAUUAUAGAACUGUUUGUCAUAUGUGACAAAACAUGCUGCAACAAUCUCUCAGCGAGGCACUUUUUCGUUCCUUUAAAUAACUGUUCUGUGUAGAAGGGAAAACCCAUUUUGCUGAAAUGAUGAUUACAGCAAUGCGUGAUGUGAUGUUUGUUUUAUGACAUUUUACAGCCCCGAAAUGAUUUUCAGCUGGCAGAUUUACCACUUGUAUCCAUUCUAUUGGAAAAGCCUUAAAUGUAUCUAGCUAUUGUAAGAGGACGAAAUAAAGCUGGUCUUUAUUACUGUGA